CUGUCUCAGGCUGUGUCUCUGUCUGUCUCAGGCUGUGUCUCUGUCUGUCUCAGGCUGUCUGUCUCUGUCUGUCUCAGGCUGUCUGUCUCUGUCUGUCUGUCUGUCUCAGGCUGUUUGCUGAGCUGUUAAUAUGUAGCAGGAAGUGGGCGUCAUCUGUAACCAGCUCUGUGUAAUGGGAGGAGGUUGCAAACCAGGGAAGAGAGUGCUAAACUGAGAGCUGCAGUUGCAAACCAGGGAAGAGAGUGCUAAACUGAGAGCUGCAGUUGUGAACCAGGGAAGAGAGUGCUAAACUGAGAGCUGCAGUUGUGAACCAGGGAAGAGAGUGCUAAACUGAGAGCUGUAGUUGUGAACCAGGGAAGAGAGUGCUAAACUGAGAGCUGCAGUUGUGAACCAGGGAAGAGAGUGCUAAACUGAGAGCUGUAGUUGUGAACCAGGGAAGAGAGUGCUAAACUGAGAGCUGCAGUUGUGAACCAGGGAAGAGAGUGCUAAACUGAGAGCUGUAGUUGUGAACCAGGGAAGAGAGUGCUAAACUGAGAGCUGCAGUUGUGAACCAGGGAAGAGAGUGCUAAACUGAGAGCUGCAGUUGUGAACCAGGGAAGAGAGUGCUGUAAAGUGAGAGCUGCAGUUGUGAACCAGGGAAGAGAGUGCUGUAAAGUGAGACCUCAGCUGUGAACCAGGAAGAGAGUGCUGUAAAGUGAGACCUCAGCUGUGAACCAGGAAGAGAGUGCUGUAAAGUGAGACCUCAGCUGUGAACCAGGAAGAGAGUGCUGUAAAGUGAGACCUCAGCUGUGAACCAGGAAGAGAGUGCUGUAAAGUGAGACCUCAGCUGUGAACCAGGAAGAGAGUGCUGUAAAGUGAGACCUCAGCUGUGAACCAGGAAUAGAGUGCUGUAAAGUGAGACCUCAGCUGUGAACAAGGAAGAGAGUGCUGUAAAGUGAGGCCUCAGCUGUUAACCAGGAAGAGAGUGCUGUAAAGUGAGACCUCAGCUGUUAACCAGGAAGAGAGUGCUGUAAAGUGAGAGCUGCAAAAGUUCUCAGAGCAGUAACAGAAGAUCAGCAAACUGGUGUGAGUGAUGGAAACCAGUAGCAAAGUGUACUAAAGAGAGUGUUGUGACAAGACUUGAGAGUGCUGUAACAAGAAAGAGAAUGUUGUAACAAGACUUGAGAGUGCUGUAACAAGAAAGAGAAUGUUGUAACAAGACUUGAGAGUGCUGUAACAAGAAAGAGACUAUUGUAACAAGACUUGAGAGUGCUGUAACAAGAAAGAGACUGUUGUAACAAGACUUGAGAGUGCUGUAACAAGAAAGAGACUAUUGUAACAAGACUUGAGAGUGCUGUAACAAGAAAGAGACUGUUGUAACAAGACUUGAGAGUGCUGUAACAAGAAAGAGACUGUUGUAACAAGACUUGAGAGUGCUGUAACAAGAAAGAGACUGUUGUAACAAGACUUGAGAGUGCUGUAACAAGAAAGAGACUGUUGUAACAAGACUUGAGAGUGCUGUAACAAGAAAGAGACUGUUGUAACAAGACUUGAGAGUGAUGUAACAAGAAAGAGACUGUUGUAACAAGACUUGAGAGUGAUGUAAACCAGUACAGUGAACACAAACUAGAAAUAACAAUACACAACUGGAGAACUAGAAACAAAAGAGGACACGUCCUGUGAUUUGUGCUAAAUUAAAUAGGUGAAUAUAUGGGUAAACUGAAGGGAACAGAAUCCUGAGAAACAUAAAGAUCAGUGACAAAAUGCAGAACCAACGCUCUGAGGACAACAUAACAAUGUCACAGAAUGAGAUUAAGUUUGAGGAAGUCUCCAUUUAUUUCUCGGAGGAAGAGUGGGGUUGUUUGCGUGAAGAUCAGAAGUUGCUCUAUAAAGACGUCAUGAUGGAAACCUACCAGACUAUCUUGUCUCUGGGAUGGGGCGGAGGAAAGCCAGCCGCCAUAUCGGAGAUAGAACAAGGCGUAGAGCCAUAUGUGAGAUGCUCUCAACAGAUAAAGGAGGAAGAACAGCCAAAAAAUACCAAGCAAGAUGGAUUAUUUAUCAGGAAUAGUUUACAACACCCUUUCUCUUCUUCAACACCCAGUUUGAUGGAAGACACUUUUUAUAUGCAAAGUUCUCAAGCACCAAGUUCUAGUAGAAGACAAAGCAAAAAUCAUUAUUCAAAAGUGGAAGACGUGCUUAAAGACUUAAACUCACAUGCAGAGGAACAUUUUAAAGAACGUCCUAUGUAUAUAAGUAGAAAAAAUAUAAGUAAGUUUAAUGUUAUUACUGAUGAAACCAGUAAAGUACAAAGUAUUCAUAAAGACAUUUUUGCUACACAAAGUUCUCAGUCACAAAACCAUAUUAGAAAUCGUGUAAUCAAACUUCACAAUUUAAGCGUGGAAACACUGAUUAAAGACUUAAACCCAAAUUCAGAAGCUCAUUUUACUGGUAGAGAAAACAGAACUAUUGUCUUUAACAAAACCAACAAGGCACCAAGUGUUUGUGAGGAAAUGUCAGCAAAUUCACAGAAUAGACCUGCAUGUAGCAAACGUCUAGAUACAGAAUCACUUGAUACCCAUAAACCAAAUCAUGUUAUGGAGCUGACAGUUGACAAAAGCAAGAGACUAACUGAAUGUGGAAAAUCUGUUUUGUUUAAAGAUCAGAGAAUUUAUACAGUAGAGAAACCUUCUCCAGGUGCUGAAAAUGGAACAUUUUUACAUCAGAAUUCUGGAAGAGAACAACUAUUUCCAUGUUCUGAAUGCAACACAUAUUUUACCAGUAGUGUUUAUCUUUAUAAACAUCAGAAAUUUUGCUUAGGAGGGAAACCAUUUUCAUGUUCUGAAUGUGAGAAACAAUUUACAUCCAGGUCUGCUCUUAGGAAACAUCAGUUAGUACAUACAGGAGUUAAAGCAUUUCAGUGCCCGGAGUGUGAAAAAUGCUUUACCAGAAAGAAUAGAUUAGAUAACCAUUUAACAACUCAUACAGAGAAGAGACCUUUUAGGUGCCCUGAGUGCAAGAAAUGCUAUAAGACAAAGCAAAUUCUUGAUAAGCAUGUAAAGAUUCACUCAGGAGAAAAGCCAUUUGGUUGCACAGAGUGUGGGAAAACUUUUAGGGCAAAGAGUUAUCUUGAUAAUCAUGUAAUGAUUCAUACAGGGGAAAGGCCACUAUCAUGCUCUGAAUGUAACAUGAGUUUUAGGUGGAAAAAAUGUCUAGCUAGACACUUGAGAUUUCAUAGGGGAGAGAAGCCAUAUGCUUGCUUAGAAUGUGGGAAAUAUUUUAGCCAAAAGGCCAAACUUCAGAUACAUCAGAGAAUUCAUACAGGGGAGAAACCCUUUGCAUGCCCUGAAUGUGAGCAGUGCUUUAGAUGGCCCUACCAGCUGGAUAACCAUAAACAAAAUCAUCUAUAAUGUUUUAAUAAAUAAACUUGUUUUAUUUCUCUUUAGAUAGAUUGUAUGUUUGGUUUGGAGUCUGAUACUUUAUACAGUUUAUAUACUUUCUAAAUAGAAUAUGUUGGGGGAGUAACCCUUUCCAUUGCAGUGUUGUAUGAAUUAUGUACAGUUUAUACAUCAUCAUGUUCAUGAAACACUAGAGUCUUGUGCCGUGCCAAAAAGUUCAGUUCGUCUGAAUCUUCAGAAUUAAUAUUCACGCAAAUUUGUUUCUCCGAAUAUUCAUUGGUUGCACUAUUUGGUAUUCAUUUAGUUUUAAACAAAAUGAAUACUGAAUAUUUGUAGAAUAUUUACACUAUUUGCAUUAAACAAAUGUAAAUAUUCCUAAACUACAGGUGAAAAGGUUCACCUGUAGCUUGUACUUACUUUAGCUUGCUGGAGAGCUGAACUAAUCUGCUCCUCUUUUUCGCAGAGCCCUGGCCGCGUUGAUAUACGGCUUCGUGCCGCAGCUCCCAAGGCCUGAACUAAAGGACCUUCUCCUUUAGUCCAGGACCUGAGAGCUGCCGCGUUGGGCCUCCUAUUAGCACAGCCAGCACUCUGUGAAAAAGAGGAGCUCUUCAGCAUGAGAAUGGUAAGUACUUAACCCCGUAUAGGUAAUUAAAGGAAACAAAUGAAUAGUGAUGAAUUUCGUCUGCAUUUUUUAGUUUUCUUUAAAUUUCAUUUGUGCGUUUAUUUGAAUAUUUGUUUUGUGAUAAUGUAACUAUCUGUUUUUUGUUAUGAAUUUGAAUUUGUAACGAAGGGAAUGCACAUCACUAAUUUGUAUCUAACUCAGUUAAAUUAUUUUACAGACAUUAUAAUGCACAAUUCAUUCAUAAGCUUUCAUGUUUAACUAUAGCUUUUGGCUGAGCAUUUUUUAUUUCAAAUCCUUGUUGCAUCUUUUUUUUCGGAGUAUUUCAUUUUUACUUUACUAAGCAGAUUUCUUUUUUAUGUUCAAUUUUUUCUGAUGCCAUAAUGAGAUGCAUUGUGGGUUGUUGUGUCGAAAUAUCAAACCCGCCAGAAUGUGCGACCGUGACGUCACCACAUUCCUGAGCGCAUAUGUGACUGGUUACUAAAUCUGACAGAACAGCUGAUCGAAUUUUGCAACCACAGUGCGCAUGCGACAGACGGGUCGCAGAAUCUGACAAGGCAAGAAAGGUUGUUGUAGAAAAAGAUAAAAGAACUCCGGCAAACCUCCAGGCGCUUAAUAAAAAAUAAGUUGUUUAUUUUGGAGACAAAAAUCAAGGUAUAAAAAAAGAUUAUAAAAUAAUGCUCUCAGCAGCAAGAAGGGAUGUUUUAUAUGCACAGAUGAUUUAAAAUAUAGGUGUCUGGUGUUGCAGCCAUUCCGUUGUCACGCCCCAUAACUCAUCAGUGGCACACUAUUUACCAAGAGACAGUGCUGUCAAGGUAUUUUAAAUAUUAUUAGAUGAUAUAUACAGGUAUACUUAUUAUUAUUUAAUAGAUCUGUGGCUGUGUGCAUCAAAUAAUUCAUUUAGUUUCUAAAAGCUGCAAAUGACACUGGGUCUAAAUUUAGCCCCCUCUGUCACUCAUCAAAUAAAUUACUUGCAGAACAAAGGACUGUUUCCCAAAAGAUGUCCCACUGAGGUGUGAAUUUAAAAUCCCAAGUAACUGGUAAUUAGCACAGGCUCGUAAAAUGACCCCUACUAUGUAACUGCCGUGCAUGGAGACAACAUUCUGAACCUAAAAUAGAUAAGCAAAUAACAUUUUGACUGCAUAGUGAUUAGCAUAGACUUGUUAAGUAGUCCCUGCUGUGUCAAAUAUACAAACAUUUUCCCAAAGGAACUGUAACUUAACGACCAUGUGUAAAUUAUCUCCUGUGAAGUUUUGAAUGUGCAGAGAACAGACAAAUUAGCAUUUACAGUCCCAGUAUGGCACAAAAAAAAUACAUUUUGCAAAAGGAAUGAUGCCAGUUUUUCAUGUAUGUUUGAAAUAAUUCAAAUAACCCAUAUAUGUAUAUAUAUAUUGAGCUGGGACAUAUUUUAUUAAAUAAAUAAUUGCUGUAUUGAAUAAUAACUACAUUGAUAAUAUUGCAAAUAGACAUAUGAAUGCUUAAACAUUUCAAACAAGUGGUCAUGAGCAUAAAUCUACAUAUACUCAGGAGGAAGUGUACUGAAUGUGAAACAUGUUGUAUUUGUAUGAAAUAUAUUAUAUUCCUGUUGAAAUGCAAUGCAAUAUCAGGAUUUUAAAUGCUAUUAAACAUUGAAUAGCUAGCAAUAUAAAUUACUUUAAUAUAAUAUAAUAUUAAAGAUAUAUGAUGUUUCAUAAUAAAAUAAUCAGAAAAAUGA
This is a messenger RNA of Bombina bombina (fire-bellied toad), 5707 nucleotides long. Its product is annotated as gastrula zinc finger protein XlCGF26.1. Gene Ontology annotation, molecular function: DNA-binding transcription repressor activity, RNA polymerase II-specific. Gene Ontology annotation, biological process: negative regulation of transcription by RNA polymerase II. The transcript has 5 exons. Lineage: Eukaryota; Metazoa; Chordata; Amphibia; Anura; Bombinatoridae. The coding region runs from base 1743 to 3386 and encodes 547 amino acids. The record is from RefSeq and is a predicted model, not a curated record.